Larimichthys crocea (large yellow croaker) is the source of this 7485-nucleotide messenger RNA. It is a transcript of the gene scn1laa, whose product is annotated as sodium channel, voltage-gated, type I-like, alpha. Gene Ontology annotation, biological process: membrane depolarization during action potential; sodium ion transmembrane transport; neuronal action potential. Gene Ontology annotation, cellular component: plasma membrane; voltage-gated sodium channel complex. The coding region runs from base 94 to 6003 and encodes 1969 amino acids. The transcript is spliced from 27 exons. Lineage: Eukaryota; Metazoa; Chordata; Actinopteri; Sciaenidae. The record is from RefSeq and is a predicted model, not a curated record. Gene Ontology annotation, molecular function: voltage-gated sodium channel activity.
UGGCGGUUGAGUGUAACAACAACGAUGAUGAUGACAAAAGGCCUUUCCCAUGUUGGAGGCUAGCUGCUCACUCUGAAGGUGCAUGAUGAAAAGAUGGCACAGCUGCUUGUACCACCAGGUCCAGACAGCAUCCGCCCCUUUACUCGUGAGUCCCUCAAAGCCAUCGAGACACGUAUCACUGAGGAGAACGCCAAGAAGCCCAAGGGAGAGAAGAAAAAACGCAAUGAUGAGAAUAAGCUCAAGCCCAGCCGUGACCUGGAGGCGGGCACAUCACUCCCUCUUCUGUAUGGGGACGUUCCUAAAGGCAUGGUGUCGACACCGCUGGAGGACCUGGAUCCCUACUACAGUAAUCAGAAAACUUUCAUCGUAUUAAACAAAGGGAAUUUCAUCUUCCGCUUCAACGCCGCUCCUGCCUUGUACCUCCUGAGCCCCUUCAACCUUCUCAGAAGAAUAUCAAUUAAGAUUUUGGUACACUCAUUGUUCAGCGUGGUGAUCAUGUUCACUAUCAUCGCCAACUGUGCAUUCAUGACGCUGAGUCAACCGCCUGAUUGUGCGAAGAUAGUAGAGUACACAUUCACCGCAAUCUACACGUUCGAGUCCCUCGUUAAAAUUUUAGCUCGAGGGUUCUGCAUAGGGAAGUUCACAUUUCUAAGAGACCCCUGGAACUGGCUGGAUUUCAGCGUGAUCGCCAUGGCGUAUGUAACAGAGUUUGUACCCCUGGGCAAUUUCUCAGCUCUUCGUACAUUCAGAGUGCUGAGAGCUUUCAAAGCUAUCUCAGUUAUCCCAGGCUUGAAAACAAUUGUUGGUGCGUUGUUCCAGUCAGUGAAGAAGCUUGCCGAUGUGAUGAUCCUCACUGUUUUCUGCUUGAGCGUCUUCGCACUCAUAGGAUUACAACUGUUUAUGGGACAAUUAAAGCAAAAGUGUGUACGGAUGCCAAGAAAUGGGACAGAUGAAAUUGAACAUAAUGCCUCUUACUACUGGUCUAAGGAGUACUUGAACAACAAGAGUUAUCAUUAUUACAUUCCAGGCAAACGUGACCCAUUGCUUUGUGGAAAUGGCAGUGAAGCUGGGAGGUGUCCAGAGGGGUACAGUUGUGUCAAAGCAGGAAACAACCCAGACUAUAAUUACACCAGCUUUGACUCCUUUGGUUGGGCCUUUCUCUCUCUGUUUAGACUGAUGACACAAGAUUACUGGGAAAACCUUUACCAGCAGACAUUGCGGGUUGCAGGGAAGCCCUACAUGAUCUUCUUUGUGCUGGUGAUAUUCCUCGGGUCCUUCUACCUGAUCAACCUGAUCUUGGCUGUAGUAGCUAUGGCCUACGAGGAGCAGAGCCAGGCCACCAUAAACGAGACUAAAGAGAAGGAGAAGGAGUAUAACGACAUGAUGGAACAGCUGAGACAGCAGCAAGAGGAGGCUCAGGCAGCAGCAACUGCGGCUGCUGCAGAAUGCGGGGAGGCUGCUGGUCGAGUCGGUGGCACCGAGAGCUCCUCUGACGCCUCGAAGCUCAGCUCCAAAAGUGCCAAAGAGAGACGCAACAGGCGAAGAAAAAGAAAGGAGGAGGAGGGGAAAGGGGCUGAUGAGAAGAUUCCUAAAUCGGAGUCACAGGAGAGUAUCAAGAAAGCUCGCUGCCGCUUCUCUGUGGAAGUAAACCGGCUCAACUAUGACAUGAAAUGCUCAUCCGCACAUCAGUCCUUUCUGAGUUUUCGUGGACCCCUGUUCUCAUCCAGAAGGAAUAGCAGGACCAGCGUUUUCAGUUUCCAAAGCCAAGUACAGGACGUGGGCUCCGAAAAUGAGUUUGCCGAUGAUGAAAACAGCAUUUUUGAAGACACACUGAGUCGAAGGAGCUCUUUGUUCCUGCCCAGGAGUUGUGAUCGACGCAGCAGCAGUAUGAGCAGCUACUUGUCGCAUCAUCGACGUGCACAAAAUGGGAUCAAGCACAGCUCCGUAGACUGCAAUGGGGUUGUGUCUCUGGUGGGUGGGAGUUCACUCCCACCGUCACCUCUUGGGCUCCUUCUACCUAAAGCUGACACCACUGACAGUGGAGGAACACACCAGGAGUUUAUGGACUACCUUGAGGGCCCAGAGGCCAGACAGAGAGCUCAUAGUAUCGCUAGUGUUAUAACCAGCACAAUGGAGGAGCUUGAAGAGUCAAGACAGAAGUGUCCUCCUUGCUGGUACAAGUUUGCUCAGACCUUCCUCAUCUGGGAAUGUUGUCCAGCAUGGCUGAAGAUCAAGAAGGUUGUUAACCAAAUAGUGAUGGAUCCAUUUGCAGACUUAACCAUCACCGGCUGCAUUGUAUUAAACACAUUGUUUAUGGCCAUGGAACAUCAUCCAAUGUCCCCAUUUUUCAUCAAAAUGCUGUCUGUGGGUAACCAGGUAUUCACCAGCAUCUUUGCGGCUGAAAUGGUUUUCAAAAUCGUUGCUAUGGACCCGUAUUAUUACUUUCAGAAGGGAUGGAAUAUUUUUGAUUCAAUCAUUGUCACUUUAAGCCUGAUGGAGCUUUGCUUGGCAGGUAUACUCGACACUAGCAUGUCGGUUUUGAGAUCAUUCAGAUUGCUGAGAGUAUUCAAGUUGGCUAAAUCAUGGCCCACUCUUAACACACUGAUCAAAAUAAUUGGUAAUUCAGUGGGGGCUUUGGGCAACCUGACGCUGGUGCUGGCCAUCAUCGUGUUCAUCUUUGCUGUGGUGGGCAUGCAACUGUUUGGAAAAAACUACAAGGACUGUGUGUGUAAAAUCUCUCAAGACUGCACUCUACCCCGUUGGCACAUGAGUGACUUCUUCCAUUCAUUCCUCAUUGUGUUCCGAGUGCUUUGUGGAGAGUGGAUAGAGACCAUGUGGGACUGUAUGGAGGUGUCUGGGAUGACCAUGUGCAUCAUUGUCUACAUGAUGGUCAUGGUUAUUGGAAACCUUGUGGUGCUGAACCUGUUCCUGGCUCUGCUGCUGAGUUCAUUUAGUGCCGACAACCUAGCAGCGACAGAAGAUGACAGCGACAUGAACAAUUUACAGAUUGCCAUUGGGCGGAUCCACAAUGGCAUUGCCUUCGUCAAGUCCAUGCUUCGAAGCAGCUGCAGCAGUGCCUGUCUCAGGAAGAAGAAGAAGGGGAAGGGUGAGGACAAAUGUCUGGAUGAGCUUUCCAAACCUUUAGGGCCAAAUGGUGUCCCCAACCAUACCAUCAAAGACUUUUCUAAGAAUGGCAAUGGCGAUGUGACUGGAGUGGACAAGACUGGAGACAAGUACAUCGUCAGCAGCAAGAGCGAUGAUUCCAUAAUGUCUUUCAUCAACAAUCCUAGUCUGACAGUCACUGUUCCUAUCGCUGUGUGCGAGUCUGACUUUGAAAACCUCAACACGGAGGACUUCAGCAGUGCCUCGUCUGAUGCAGCGUGCAAUGUGAUGAUGGAUGACGAUGACCAGUACAGCUCCUCUGAGGGCAGCACAGUGGACGGCCUGCCAGCCGGGGAGGGUGGAGAGUCUAUAGACUUUGAACUGGAAGAAUCUAUGGAACCUGAUGCCUGCUUUCCUUAUGGUUGUGUGCAAAGGUUCCAGUGUUGUCAGGUAAAUGCGGAUGUGGGCUGGUGGAAAAUAUGGUGGACACUAAGAAAGACCUGUUACCGGAUAGUGGAGCACAACUGGUUUGAGAGCUUCAUCAUCUUCAUGAUCCUGCUUAGCAGUGGAGCAUUGGCGUUUGAAGAUGUCUACAUUGAGAAGAGAAAGACCAUUAAAACAAUGUUGGAGUUCGCAGACAAAAUCUUCACCUACAUCUUCAUUCUGGAGAUGUUUCUGAAAUGGGUAGCGUAUGGAUUUGCCAAGUACUUCACAAAUGCCUGGUGCUGGCUGGACUUCCUCAUUGUCGAUGUGUCACUGAUCAGUAUGGGAGCCAAUGCUAUGGGAUAUUCUGAACUCGGUGCCAUCAAGUCUCUGAGAACCCUGCGAGCUCUAAGGCCCCUGAGAGCCUUGUCACGAUUUGAAGGCAUGAGGGUGGUUGUCAAUGCCUUGCUGGGAGCCAUUCCCUCCAUCUUCAAUGUGCUGCUGGUAUGUCUCAUCUUCUGGCUCAUCUUCAGCAUCAUGGGAGUGAAUUUAUUUGCGGGGAAGUACUACGCUUGUUUCAACACAACCACAGAUAAGCGUUUCCUUCCAUCAGAGGUGCCAGACAAGGAAGCCUGUAGGAAUACAACUGAUGCUCGCUGGACUAACCUCAAAAUCAACUUUGACAAUGUUGGCUUGGGUUACCUUGCACUACUGCAAGUGGCUACAUUCAAAGGCUGGAUGGAUAUCAUGUAUGCUGCUGUGGACUCACAAAGCAAGACAGACAGACAACCGGAUUAUGAGAUCAACCUUAAAAUGUACCUAUAUUUUGUUGUUUUCAUCAUCUUUGGAGCCUUCUUCACACUUAACCUCUUUAUUGGUGUCAUCAUAGACAAUUUCAACCAGCAGAAGAAAAAGUUAGGAGGUCAAGACAUCUUCAUGACCGAAGAACAAAAGAAAUACUACAAUGCCAUGAAAAAGUUGGGGUCAAAGAAACCACAAAAACCUAUUCCUAGACCAUCAAACAAAAUACAAGGAUACAUCUUUGACCUCACCACAAAACAAGCAUUCGAUAUUGUAAUAAUGGUGCUAAUAUCGCUCAACAUGGUAGUGAUGAUGGUGGAAACUGAUACUGACAAGUCAGAUGAUGAUGAUAGUCAAAUUGACUAUCUCUACUACAUUAAUGUGGUAUUCAUUGUCAUCUUCACUGGAGAGUGUUUGUUGAAGAUGAUCUCGCUCCGCCAAUAUUAUUUCACAAAUGGUUGGAAUAUAUUCGAUUUCAUCGUAGUCAUCCUGUCAAUCAUUGGUAUGUGUCUCUCAAAAAUUAUAGAGAAGUACUUUGUUUCACCCACCUUGUUCAGAGUCAUCCGACUGGCUCGGAUUGGCCGUGUCCUCCGCCUUAUUAAAAGUGCCAAAGGAAUCCGCACCCUCUUGUUUGCCUUGAUGAUGUCACUUCCUGCCUUGUUCAACAUUGGUCUCUUGCUCUUCUUGGUGAUGUUUAUAUAUGCCAUCUUUGGCAUGUCAAACUUUGCUUACGUCAAGAGGGAAGCAGGCAUUGAUGACCUUUUCAAUUUUGAGACAUUUGGCAACAGCAUGCUCUGUUUGUUCCAGAUUACCACCUCAGGAGGGUGGGAUGGCCUAUUAGCUCCCAUUCUCAACAAAUAUGAAGGUGAAUGCAACAAUGCCACAGAGCAUCCAGGCAGUUCUGUUAAAGGAGACUGUGGAAAUCCACCUGUGGGAAUUGCUUUUUUUGUGAGCUACAUCAUCAUAUGUUUCCUGAUUGUGGUGAAUAUGUACAUUGCAGUCAUUCUGGAAAACUUCAGUGUGGCCACUGAGGAGAGUGCGGACCCACUAAGUGAGGAUGAUUUUGAAAUGUUUUAUGAGGUCUGGGAAAGGUUUGAUCCUCAUGCAACACAAUUCAUGGAGUACAAUAAGCUGCCAGAAUUUGCAGAUGCUCUGGAUCCACCAUUACGCAUACCCAAGCCUAAUAAGCUCCAACUGAUCUCUAUGGAUUUACCCAUGGUGAGUGGUGAACGUAUUCACUGCUUGGACAUCCUGUUUGCAUUUACAAAACGUGUUCUUGGCGAGAAUGGGGAGAUGGACAUCCUAAGGGGCCAGAUGGAAGAGCGGUUCAUGGCCUCAAAUCCUUCCAAAGUGUCCUACGAACCCAUCACUACCACCCUUCGCCGCAAACAGGAGGACACAUCAGCCCUUGUCAUCCAGAGAGCGUAUAGGCAGUAUACUAGGAAACAGGUUUCCUUUAAGCCAAACAUUCAAAAGGAUGAAACAUUCAUUGAUAAAGACUAUCUUGCCACAGACGAACUCAAAGAAAUCUCUAGCGCUGAUAAAAGUGAACUGACACCUUCAACGGCCCCUCAACCUUCAUGUAACAGUGUAACAGCAAAUGGAAGAAACAAAUAUGAAAAAGACAAAAGUGAACGGGAGGUUGUGGGCAAGGAUGUUGGAGAGCAAGAUAUAUGAAACAGAGACAUUUUAAUGAAUGACAAAAAAUGUUUACAAUCUUUCAAAGUGACUAAGACAUCCAUUGGUUUCCCUUCUUUUGUAUGGAUAUCUAUGCCAAACUGAUCAUGCUUACUUGAGUCUGAAGGCUGGUGCCUAAACUGGAAAAGUGGCACAUUCAGGCUGUAGUGGGACCACUGUGUUCAGGCGCAAAGAUGCCUUCUGGCUGUUUGUGGGGAUGGGCAAGUGUUCUAAAAGACACAUUAGUUAAUGCUUCUAUUGCAGCUAGUUCUGCUAUCCAGUGUCUUGGAUUAUUGUUAUAUCACUGACUGUUGUAUUACUUUACCUACUUAUUUUUCAAGCAGAAAGAAACAGUCCUAAUGUUAUUACUUUAAGAAUUUAUAGUUUGGUUAAUUGACUUUUUAUACUUUUUUUUUUUUACUCUUGAAAAUGGUUGGUCCUUCAGGGGUAGUCUUUACAAUGAGCAGCAUAGCUUUAAGGCUAGUCUUGCUAACUGAUAGCACUUAGAAUACUUGACAAGUCCAAGAAACCAUGUCGGAGUUGCUGCAGUUAUCUAGAAAUGUAGACCUGCAUGAAUGUUUCUCCACGAUUAUGCAUGCUAGAGUGUAGCUAGAGUGUAGCUCUCUCACUGUCCAUCAUGCUUCAUGAUGCAAAGUAUACAGUCACACAUGGCUGUUUUUUUUUUUUUACACAUUACAGACACGACCUUAGCCUACAGUCCAAACAAAUCCAGCCGAGUGUGUCGAUUAUGUUUGAUUAUCAGUGUCAGAGCAGUAACACUUGGCAGAAAUACUUUGCACAUUCAGUUUUAGUCAAUCAUCAAAAUCAUUCACAUACUUUAUCUCAGCCUGCUGUGUGCUACGUUGUGUACCAUUUACAAUAUUGCUAAUUAUGUGCAAAUGUUAUCAUGAAACUGUGCUAAAAAUGAGUUUUCAGGUUUGUCUUUCAAAGCUUUCAAAGAAAAAGCAGAUGUUUGCACAUUCAAACUGACCCUGUUAUAAGUUACCUCUCUCAAACACAAAUCUUUGACAGCUUGCUCUGGGAGGAGAUAGUCUGUAAUAUUGUCUAUUUGUAGGACAGCAGCAUCAUGAAAACAUACAGAUCUCCUCCAUGUGUCUACCUUUUUUCCUCAUUUUGUCUGUUCUCUCUCUUUGCUGUGUUUGAUAAUGAACCUCAGUGUGUAUUCUGUAAUGAUUAUGAAUUGAUGGAGUUUAUGAAACAAUGACUAUUUAUUACCUGUGAUAUGAAACCAAAUAUAUAUAACAGGGAUAUUAUACAUUCAGAAGGAGCUGCAAGGUGAAAAAUGUAAAUGCCCAUGAAAAACUGUUAUAUGGAUGGUAAUUUUUCUUCAGAAUACAAAGCCCUGUGUUUGACUGCUGGUAAUGUAUGUGACUAUGCUGUUACUUUACUUUACUUUACUGUAUUCAACCAUGAUCUGCAUAUUUUUAUUUAGAAAUUAUGACUGAAAAAGGGUAGUUUUUU